GUAAAGAAAAAUUGAGAACAAAGUGACGAACAGGAGUAGGAGCAGAAGUAGAAAAUAUAGUACAAGAAAACUACAACUCCAUUUGGCUCUUUGAAUUUUCUUCAGUUGUCUCUGUCUCUCCUAAAUCCAGUUUGAGAGAAGGCCUUGUAAUUGAUCACCAAAAUGGCAGCUUAUGAUAUUAAUGAGAAGCUGUUGAGUAAAGUUCAUGUCCAAGAGGGAACUGAUAAUGAAUUGAAGAUUAAGGACAAGAUAUUAAACGAGUGGAAGAAAAUGUGGGUGAUUGCUGCUCCUGCCAUUUUCACUAGAUUUUCAACCUUUGGAGUAAAUGUCAUUAGCCAGGCAUUCAUUGGUCACAUUGGAUCUAUUGAACUAGCAGCCUUCGCCCUUGUCAUCACUGUCCUCCUCAGAUUCGGGAAUGGCAUUCUGUUAGGAAUGGCAAGUGGACUGGAAACGCUGUGUGGACAGGCCUAUGGUGCUAAACAGUAUCACAUGUUAGGCAUAUAUCUCCAAAAAUCAUGGAUUGUCUUGACUGUAACAGGGACUCUGCUUUUACCAGUCUUUAUUUUCACAGCGCCAAUUUUAAAAGCAUUAGGCCAGGACGAAGCGAUUGCUAAAGAGGCCGGGGUCAUUUCAUUAUGGUUAAUACCGGUGAUUUAUGCAUUCAUUGCAUCUUAUACAUGCCAAAUGUUCUUACAAGCGCAGAGUAAGAACAUGAUCAUUACAUACUUAGCAGCAUGUACUCUUGUGAUCCAUAUCUUCCUAUCGUGGCUUUUAACCGUGAAGUUCAAGUUUGGAAUGACUGGUGCCAUGAUAUCUACGCUAUUGGCAUAUUGGCUUCCUAAUAUUGGUCAAUUAAUAUAUGUUACUUGUGGAGGAUGUAAAGAAACGUGGAAGGGAUUUACUUAUUUGGCCUUUAAAGAUCUAUGGCCUGUUAUUAAGCUUUCUUUCUCUUCAGGUGCCAUGCUCUGCCUUGAACUCUGGUACAACACUAUACUGAUUCUCCUAACAGGAAACCUGAAAAAUGCUAUGGUUCAGAUUGAUGCUCUUUCUAUAUGUCUUAACAUCAAUGGUUGGGAAAUGAUGAUUUCCCUUGGUUUCUUAGCUGCAGCAGGUGUACGAGUAUCAAACGAGUUGGGAAGAGGGAGCGCAAAAGCAGCAAGGUUUUCAAUCUUGACGAUAGUGACAACCUCAUUUGUAAUUGGCUUCACCCUGUUUCUGUUCUUCCUCUUCUUGCGCGGACGUUUGGCUUAUAUAUUCACUGAAAGUGAAGAUGUGGCUGAAGAAGUCGACCACCUAUCUCCUCUAUUAGCAUUUUCUAUACUUUUGAACAGUGUUCAACCCGUUCUCUCUGGUGUAGCUGUUGGAGCUGGAUGGCAGAGCAUAGUAGCAUAUGUUAACAUUGGCUGUUACUACUUGGUUGGCAUUCCAGUUGGUGUUGUGCUUGGUUAUGUUUUCAAACUGCAAGUUAAAGGUGUUUGGAUUGGAAUGUUGUUUGGUAUACUGGCGCAAACUACUGUACUACUUGUGAUCACUCUGAAAACUGAUUGGGACAAGCAGGUAUUAAUUGCUCAGCAGAGAGUGAAGAAGUUUUAUGUAGAAGCUGAACCUAAUGCUGAUUCACAAACUGCAUGAAGUUGAGAUUAAUACGUAUUUGCUGCCAUAUCAUUUUAUAUUGCCUUUAUUCAUACAAAUUGAUAAUUGGACCAGCGGUUCAUUGUAUUGCUAUCUCCUCCUCUUUCUUUCUUCAAGUUAAAGAAUAAAUUGUAGAAUUGAAAAGAAAAGAAGAAUUAAAGUGGCUUGUCAUAGAAACCUAUUGUCCAAACUUCAUUCAGUCCAAUCAAAACAUGGUUAGCAACAUGUUGGGAAUCAUAAAAUAUCCAACAACGGUGCAGUAAUAAAUCGAUGUUUAGCUUUCAA
Molecule: messenger RNA, 1917 nt
Organism: Lycium ferocissimum
Lineage: Eukaryota; Viridiplantae; Streptophyta; Magnoliopsida; Solanales; Solanaceae
Product: protein DETOXIFICATION 21-like
Exons: 10
Coding region: 163-1632 (489 amino acids)
Biological process (GO): xenobiotic detoxification by transmembrane export across the plasma membrane
Cellular component (GO): membrane
Molecular function (GO): xenobiotic transmembrane transporter activity; antiporter activity
Source: RefSeq, a predicted model, not a curated record